This is a messenger RNA of Epithele typhae, 2193 nucleotides long. Its product is annotated as carbamoyl-phosphate synthase L chain, ATP binding domain-containing protein. Gene Ontology annotation, cellular component: mitochondrion. The annotation marks the transcript as partial. Lineage: Eukaryota; Fungi; Basidiomycota; Agaricomycetes; Polyporales; Epitheliaceae. The record is from RefSeq and is a predicted model, not a curated record. The transcript has 10 exons. Gene Ontology annotation, molecular function: ATP binding; methylcrotonoyl-CoA carboxylase activity; metal ion binding.
CACAGACCUCUCUUCGACAAGAUUCUCAUCGCCAAUCGAGGAGAGAUCGCGUGCCGCGUGAUACGCACCGCCCGGAAGCUUGGAGUGAAGACUGUCGCGGUUUUCAGCGAGGUGGACGCGGACUCGCUUCAUGUGAAGCUGGCGGAUGAGGCGUAUUGCAUUGGUCCCGCGCCGUCUGCGGAGAGCUACCUACGCAUAGACAAGAUCAUCGAAGUGUGCCGCAGAAGCGGCGCGCAGGUGCGCGGUACACCCGGAUAUGGUUUCCUCAGCGAGAACGCCAACUUCGCGGAGCGACUUGCGCAAGAAGGCAUUACCUUCAUUGGGCCUCCGGCGAGUGCGAUCGUGAGCAUGGGCUCGAAGAGCGAAUCAAAGAAUAUCAUGUCUGCGGCAGGGGUUCCGGUGGUACCAGGAUACCACGGGACAAACCAGGACCCCGAUUUCUUACAACAAGAAGCGUCGCGCAUAGGCUACCCUGUUCUCAUCAAGGCCGUCCACGGAGGUGGUGGCAAAGGCAUGCGCAUCGUUCACGCACCUGGCGAGUUCCACGAAGCUCUUGCUUCGGCUCAGCGCGAGGCGACGAAGUCCUUCGGCAACGCGGACGUGCUUGUCGAAAAGUACAUCGAGCGGCCGCGCCACGUCGAGGUGCAGGUGUUCGCGGACACCUUGGGCGGAUGCGUGAGCCUGUGGGAGCGCGACUGUUCCGUGCAGCGGCGGAACCAGAAGAUCAUUGAAGAGGCACCUGCCCCAGGAUUGACGCCGGAGCUGCGCGCCGAUUUGAGCCAGAAGGCUGUCGCGGCCGCCAAGGCUGUCGACUACGUUGGAGCGGGUACCGUCGAGUUUAUCUUCGAUAACGACACCGAGAAGUUCUACUUCAUGGAGAUGAACACUCGUUUGCAAGUUGAGCAUCCUGUGACGGAGAUGAUCACGGGACUUGAUCUUGUCCAGUGGCAACUUGAGGUAGCAGCCGGAAACUCGCUUCCUCUCGACCAGUCGUCAAUACCACUCGUUGGGCAUGCGUUCGAAGCGCGCAUAUACGCCGAGAACCCACGCAACAACUUCCUCCCCGACUCCGGUCAACUCGCCUACCUCUCCACACCAGCACCUACCCAUGUAUUUGCGCCUCCUCUUCAGGAUUACCGGAUACCUCUGGCGGAGGGCACUUCACCCUUCAUGCCUAUCGCAAACACAUCUGCGGCCAUCGCGCCCUCGCUCCGUCUGGAGCAAGGGUUCGAGCAAGGUGCCCAGAUUGGCGUCUUUUACGACCCAAUGAUUGCGAAGCUUGUCGUGCAUGGGCGCGAUCGGACGGAGGCUCUGAGGAAGCUGCGAGGGGCACUCGAAGAGUACAGGGUGGUUGGUGUAUCCACGAACAUCGAGUUCUUGCGCGACCUGGCGGGACAUCAGGCGUUCAUUGACGGAGACGUCGAGACAGGAUUCAUUCCGAAACACUUCGACGAGCUCUUCCCAUCCACACCCGAGCCGUCCGACGAAGCUCUCGCACAAGCCGCACUUUUUGUCAUCCUGCGUGACGAGCCUGUCCCCACUUCCUCCAACCCUUGGACGACACUCACCUCUCGGCGUUUCAACGGCGACGUCUACGAGCGCACCAUAACCCUCCAACCUGACACAACAGACGACUCAUCCCCGCCCACCUACUCCGUCACCGUCCGCUCCCUCCCCGACCGCACGUACACCGUCACAACCACCCGUCCCGACGGCUCUUCGCGCACCUUCCCCAGCGUCUCUGCCGCACUCGAGUCCCCCACCACGCUCCUCACCACGCUCGCCGGCACGCGCACCCACACGACCAUCGUCCCGCAACCGGCGCCGGCCGGCGCGUCCGCGACGAGCGCGUCGCGCGUGCACGUCUUCACCCCCGGGUCCGCGGCGCGCACCGCGCUCGUGCUCCCCGCGCCCGCGUGGCUCAAGGCGCUCUCGGCGGGCGCGGCGGGCGCGGGCCACAAGGGGGCGCUGCGCGCGCCGAUGCCGAGCGUCGUGGUCGAGGUGCGGGUCGCGGUCGGGCAGCGGGUCGAGGCGGGCGCGGCGGUGGUGGUGCUGGAGAGCAUGAAGACGGAGACGGUGCUGAGGGCGCCGGUCGCGGGCGUCGUGCGGGCGGUGGGGUGCGCGAAGGGGGAGAUGGUGGAGGAGGGGAGGGAGUUGGUGGACGUGGAGCCGGAGGGCGAAGGAGAGGCGUAG